AUGGACUCCUCAAACAAACACAUAGAGGCUGAAAAGCCAGGCAUCGCUCAUGUUGAGUCUCUGUCGGAUCCUCUGCCCGCCAAAUUUGAGGAUCAUCAUAUUCCUGCAAUGACACCAAAGGAACAAUGGCGCCAGCUUUGGGGGGCCAUCAAAGCGGAAAAACGAUUCUGCAUAUGGACGCUAUAUACCAUGCUCCUCGUCUUCAGCUGGGGAUACGAUGCUGGCCUUUCUGGUGUGGCCAUUGCUUUCCCAGAAUUUCGCAAAGCCUAUGGCAAUUACUAUGCCGCUGGCGAUGAAUAUGUGAUUCCUGCCUUGUGGCAAUCGCUCUGGAAUGCAGCAUCAACAAUCGGACAAGUCUUCGGCGGUUAUGCUGCCGGGCAAUUCGCGGACUUUUGGGGUCGAAAGUUCCUGCUCUAUACUGCGGUCGCUAUCUCACUUAGCUCAUCAUUUGCAUUGGUCUUUGCACCAAAUCUGCCUGUUCUUUUUGUAUCCAAACUUCUUCUCGGACUAUCUGUCGGGCUCUCCACAGUAAUCCCUCCACUUUACGUUACUGAAAACGCACCAACAAAUCUACGCAGCACGGCAUCGUCUCUGACCAACAUGGUUAUUGUUUUCGGACAAUUCUGCUCAUCGAUAACUGGCUAUGGUGCGUCUGGCAUCCAGGGCGUAUGGUCUUUCAAGCUUGCCUUCGUCAUGACGUUUAUGAUGCCUGGUAUUUAUCUUUGCGGCCUGCCAUUUCUUCCUGAGAGUCCAGUAUGGUACGUAAAGAAAGGCCGUGAAAAUGACGCUCGCAAAGCCAUCACUAGGCUCUAUGGUCCUGAAGCCGACGUGGAUACCUGCGUUGAGACAAUCAAGACCGAAUUGAGGCAGACAGAAAGUGAGGAAAACGACGCCAGUCAGACAAGCUGGAAGAGUAUCUUCACCAAGGAGCACAGAUCACGUACCUUUGUUGCCGUUCUUGGCCUUCAGUCACAGAAUUUCAGCGGAGGUUACUUUGCGAAUACUUAUCAAACCUAUUAUUUCCAAUUGAUUGGCCAAACCGACUCUUUUCAAUUAACUGCAAUCUCAUCAUCCUUGCAACUUCUCUCCAACUUUGUGGCGGUUUGCUUCUCAGAUGUCAUUCCACGCAGAAAAGGGCUUAUCGGCGGGGGUACAUUACUCAUGUUUUGGUCUGUCAUCAUUGCCGGAGUCUCCAUGGCACCAACAACAAAUACAUCCGCCAGCAUCGCUCUUCUUGCAUUCAUGAUCACAUGGUCUAUGUUAUACACCGCCACAGUUGGAUGUUACGGAUGGGCUGUGGCCCAGGAAACUGCUGCUCAGGCUACUCGCCCUAAGACAAUCUCCUUCGUGUUGAUCUGCCAGCAGCUAACGGCACUGCUCCUUUCGUCUAUCUUCCCAUACUUUAUCAAUCCGGAUGAGCUCAAUUGGGGUGGCAAGGUCAUGUUCCUGUUCGUAGGAGCCGAGCUGUUCAUUAUGGUCGGUCUUUACUUUUUCCAACCGGAGACUAAGAACCGAUCGUAUACGGAAAUUGAUGCGCUAUAUGCUAACAAGGUGCCACCCCGCAAGUUCAAGGACUUUGCUCUUGUGGAUGGUCACGUUGUUGAAAAUGCGCGAAAGAAUGGUCUUCUCCGUCGGUUUAUUGGCAAAAACAAGCAUGUGAGAAGGAGUCUUUGUUGA
Messenger RNA from Penicillium atrosanguineum, 1677 nucleotides. RefSeq names its product UBX domain-containing protein 1. The transcript has a single exon. The record is from RefSeq and is a predicted model, not a curated record. Gene Ontology annotation, biological process: transmembrane transport; carbohydrate transport. Gene Ontology annotation, molecular function: carbohydrate:proton symporter activity. Lineage: Eukaryota; Fungi; Ascomycota; Eurotiomycetes; Eurotiales; Aspergillaceae. Gene Ontology annotation, cellular component: membrane. The coding region runs from base 1 to 1677 and encodes 558 amino acids.